Penicillium canariense is the source of this 1728-nucleotide messenger RNA. RefSeq names its product tRNA modification GTPase. Gene Ontology annotation, cellular component: mitochondrion; cytoplasm. Gene Ontology annotation, biological process: tRNA methylation; tRNA wobble uridine modification. Lineage: Eukaryota; Fungi; Ascomycota; Eurotiomycetes; Eurotiales; Aspergillaceae. The record is from RefSeq and is a predicted model, not a curated record. Bases 1 to 1728 code for a protein of 575 amino acids. The transcript has a single exon. Gene Ontology annotation, molecular function: protein binding; GTP binding; GTPase activity.
AUGCUAGAUACCGACUCCACAAUCUACGCGCUGUCCACCGCCCCCGGUAGAGCAGCAAUUGCCGUGGUACGAGUGUCCGGCCCUGCAUGUCCCUCGGUACGCCUUCACCCCACAAUCCGCUCCAUCUUCCCAUUGCGCCCUGUACCAACUAAUGCCCCCCUCCACCAGAUCUACCAAGCCCUAUGCCCGACUACAUCAAUUCCUAAACCGCGCUUCGCCGCGCUGCGCACCCUCUAUGACCCCUCACACCCACCCUCCCCCAACACUGUCCUCGACGCCGGCGCGCUAGUCCUCUACUUCCCCGGCCCGAAGACCGUCACCGGCGAGGAUGUGCUGGAGUUCCACAUCCACGGCGGUCCAGCCAUCGUCAAGGCCGUGCUAAGCGCCAUCUCGCGCACGCAUCAGCCAGAUGCUGCCGUCCGGUACGCGGAGCCGGGCGAAUUCACGCGCCGCGCCUUCAUGAACGACCGCCUGGGGCUCCCGCAGAUCGAAGCACUGGGGGACACGCUCUCCGCGGACACGGAGCAGCAGCGGCGUCUGGCAGUGCGAGGAGCCAGCGCCGCGCUCCUGAACCGCUACGAGGCCUGGCGGCAGACGCUGCUGUACGCGCGCGGCGAGCUCGAGGCCCUCAUCGAUUUCGCCGAGGAUCAGCAUUUCGACGAGUCGACCGAGGAGCUGGUCGCCUCGGUCAGCGCGCAAGUGCGUGCGCUGGCGGUGCAGAUUGGCUUCCACAUACAGAAUGCGAGUCGGGGCGAGUUGCGGCGGAGCGGGAUUCGGGUCGCGCUUUUGGGCGCGCCGAAUGCCGGCAAGAGCUCCUUGUUGAAUCGAGUGGUUGGCACCGAAGCGGCUAUUGUUAGCACGGAGCAGGGUACCACGCGCGAUAUUGUUGAUGUGGGCGUGGAUCUUGGUGGGUGGUACUGUAAGCUUGGCGAUAUGGCUGGGAUCCGCGCGGAGGCGGGCGGGUCGGCGGCGGUGAUUGGUGCUGUUGAGAAGGAGGGCAUUCGUCGGGCCAGGGCGAGAGCUCUCGAGUCUGAUGUUGUGGUUGUGGUGGUUUCCCUGGAGGAUAGCGACACCGCGGGCGGUGUUCGUCUGCUUGUGGAACCCGAGGUUCUAGCUGCCGUGGAUGACUGCGUGGAGGCCGGGAAAUGCCUGGUGGUUGCUGUCAACAAAUGCGAUAAACUCCCUACAGAGGAGUGGAGGGACGAGCUGCCGCCCGCUCUGGCGGAGACUGUUCGCGACGUCUUUCCCGCUGUGCCGGCCGAGCGGGUCUUUGCGAUAUCCUGCAAUGAUGCGCAGCGCGGAUCGUUGCCGUUGACUGGGAAGCGGGCGCAGAACCCGUCCGACCCAGGCCAUCUACAGGCAUUUCUACACGGGCUGAUUUCGACCUUUGAGCAGAUCGCCUCGCCGCUCGGCGUGGGAGAUGAAGGUGGUCAAUAUGAUAAAUCUUAUUGGGAGGAUUCCCUGGGCGUCACGCAUCGACAAAGCUCGAAUCUACAAAUAUGCCUCGAUCACUUGGAGGACUUCCUAUCCCAGACUUCCCCAGCUGCCCCCCUCGAUGCUCCCGCUUCCCACUCGCACGAGCGCGACCCCGCCUCUAUCGCUGUUGAAAUCGAUAUCGUGACCGCCGCCGAGCACCUGCGCUUUGCGGCCGAUAUGCUGGCCAAAAUCACCGGCAAAGGCGAGAGCGGCGAUGUUGAAGACGUGCUAGGCGUGGUCUUUGAGAAGUGA